ACAGCACCGCCCUGGCUGGCAGUAUAAAAGCAGCAGUCAGCCUUCAGCAGCUCUGAACUUGAGGAGACUCUGAGCGGAUUAAAAACCAGAGACAACAAAGUGUUUUCAUUUUCUGACAGUUUUCUGAAACGAGCUGGAAAAUGAUUAAAACAUCACAGAAAGAUAUUUGUGGAUGAUGGAGAGGCCGCUUCGUGUGCCGUUUUAUUUUUAUUCCUUGGGAUAUUUAAGUUGAUCGCACAGUCUGAAAUGCUGCGGGCGAAGUGAAGAAGAUGAAGAGGAGGAGGCAGAAAUGUGUCUUUGUGGCAACACCUGUCGUCUGAUUGCCGGAUAACUGAGAUGGAGCCGCUUUUAUUCUGGGUUUACAGAAGACGAGAAACGCGAGCGGUGGAUGAAUAUCUGAGUGAUUUCAGAGUGAUCUCCAGGCUUUCCUUUGAGCUCAAUGACGGGGGGAUCUGACGAGGGAAGGUGGAGGGAUGGAGAAUGCCAGUCAGCUCAAACCUACGCCUGUCAUCUACGGAGAGCUGUUGAACAUCUCCACCAACUACACCCAUGCCAAUUUCACGUCGAAAGCGGACGCCAAGGACGGUAACUUGGCUUUCCAAGCGGGUCUGGCCGUGACCUUAGCCCUCAUAACUUUCGCCACGACGCUUUCAAACGCGUUCGUCAUCGCCACCAUUUACCAAUCCCGAAAAUUACACACCCCGGCAAACUUUCUGAUCGCCUCCCUGGCCGUCACGGACCUCCUGGUGUCCAUUUUGGUGAUGCCCAUCAGCGCGCUGUACACCGUCAGCCAAACCUGGACACUGGGGCAGGCGGUGUGCGACAUCUGGCUGUCCUCGGAUAUAACGUGUUGCACCGCGUCCAUCCUCCACCUGUGCGUAAUUGCGCUGGACCGCUACUGGGCCAUCACGGACGCGGUGGAGUACUCCAAGAAGCGCACGCCGGGGCGCGCAGCCGGGAUGAUCGCCACCGCCUGGGUGAUCGCCAUCUCCAUCUCCCUGCCGCCGUUCUUCUGGCGCCAGGUGAAAGCAGAGGAGGUGACGAGCUGCAACGUGAACACCGACCACAUUUUCUACACCAUCUACUCCACCUUCGGCGCUUUCUACAUCCCCACGCUGCUGCUCAUCGCCCUGUACGGGAGGAUUUACGUGGAAGCCCGAAAGCGCAUCCUGAAGCAGUCGCACAAGCCGGGGAAAAGACUCACCUCGGCGCACCUCAUCACGAACUCCCCCGGCUCGGUGGCGUCCACGACCUCCCUGAACUACGGGACGAACGACACCACCUCCUGUGACACUACCUCGUCCGCGAACGUGAACCAAGUCAAAGUCACUGUGUCCGACGCGCUGCUGGAGAAGAAGCGGAUCUCCGCAGCCCGGGAGAGGAAGGCGACCAAAACUUUGGGAAUAAUCCUGGGAGCCUACAUCAUAUGCUGGCUCCCGUUUUUCAUUUACACUCUUCUAGUGCCUGUCUGCGAGUCCUGCUUCCACCCGGAGUUAUUUGACAUUUUCACCUGGCUGGGUUACCUCAACUCCUUAAUCAACCCCAUCAUUUACACCAUGUCCAACGAGGACUUCAAACAGGCUUUCCACAAACUAAUACGGUUUAAAUGCUGCAGGGCAUGAACGAUGAUUACCAGCCAUAAUAACCCCCCCUUCAAAUCUCUAACCAUCUGUAUAAUGCCAGAAUCAAACCCACCAUCACCCACAAAUAUUUCACUCCCCAGGUUUCCCCUGAGGGCAAAGUCACCAACAUCCAGACUGUUUAUGAUAAUGCGGCUGCAGAAUGAGCUUUUACCUAAUAGAUGGCUGCAGGGGACUGUGAAAAUGCACUGACCUGCCAUCCAGUCUGCAUUGUGUUAUCUGAUGGCACUGCGUAAUGAAUGGCUGCCAUUUCUUAACCACUGGAAUUUAAAAAAACAAAUAAAUAAAUAAAAAAUAAAAAGGCAGCUGCUGUUGGUGCAGAGGAGAAAUGUCAGUGGAUGUGAUGAUGUGGAAGCUCUGUGACUGGUUUGCAGUUGAUAGUGUUAUUACAAUGACUUGGGGAAAGCCCACAGCCCCAGAUGCAGGGGCCCCGCCUGUACGUGCUGCACUGGACUGUAGCCUACAGACUCACUUUGCCAUACGAGUUUGACAGCCAACAUCCGUUGGCUUGUAAGCACAAACAGCUUAGGACUAAGCUACCAUGAGCCCCAAGGGCAAAAAAUACGAUUUGUGUUUCAUUUUCCUGACUCAAUAAGGGGAAAUACUGGUGCCUACAACAAGUUUAGUUUAGUUCCUCAGACGUGCCUGGCCCAGAUGGAGAUAAAAGCAUGAGUUUAGUUUGCGAAAAAGAAACAAAUGUGGUUUAUUCUUGUGGCCAGUGUAUGUGUUUUCUUUUCUUUUCUUGCUGUGACUGAUGUUCACCUUAAACAAGGCUCCAAAAUGAGUGUAAAUGUAUGACUCUGUAUGCAUCAGUGUGAUUUUUACCUUAAUUUGCUGAAGAGUCUGGAUUCUGCUCAGUCGAAUGGGUAUUACACUGUAAAAUAGUGCAAAGUGACGGACUCUGAGGGCGCCGAUGUUAUCUACCAGACCUCUUGUUAAAGAUGCUUUCUUAAUUGUUAAGCUUUAGCUUUGAUGUUCCAUUUCAUGUCAGGCUAAACAAACACAAAAUCAGAUCUAGUCGAACAGGGUUGAUGAUGCAGGGUUUCUACGAUCAUCUCUUGGAAUUUGGCAUUUGCGUCUAAAACUUUGAAAAAUGUCACGGUAUUCUGAUCAAAAUCACCCCUUUUCCUCCCACCAAACCGUCACAUGUUAAAUGCCAAGCUUUAGCUGCUGCUGCUGAUCCCUUAAAAGAACAUUUUUGAAGGAAAAAAAAAAAAAAUCUAACUGAAAAACCCCCACAAAUCUGUUUGCUUGCAGAUUGUUGGAAAAGGAUGCACAAGCUGUAACAACAACAGCAAAGUACUGGUGAUGGAAAUCACGCUACACAUGGCCAGGGCUGUAGCUACCACUGAGGUCGUGUCCUUGGCAUUAUUUCCGGAAAUGUAGGGGUUUUAACAACCUGAGGAGGACUUUAAAUUACACACAAAUUACAUAUAAAGGCCCGUUCUGCAAUUUCUUGGAGUCAAAAUUGGUCAAAAUUAAUUACACUUAAGGGAUUUUCAGUAGUAAGCUAUUGCUCUACUGGAAUUAAAUUCUUGACAUUUUGGAGGAGGCAUUUUGUGUAAGGAGAUAAAAUUAAGUAUGAUUUUAAAGUUAAAUAAAUGUAUUUAAUAUAGAGAAAAACAUUUCUUGUGUAGGUAUGUGGUUGCAUUGGGCUGCGGCCCUCUACUGUGCAUGUCGUGCAAAAAUUUAGGACAUCCCAGAAUGUGAUCUCAAAAAUGUGUAGGAACCCUGUCCUGUUCAUUUUAAGGAAUAGUUUUGGGAAAUGGGCUUAUUCGCUUUCUUGCCAAGAGUUAGAUGCGACAGUUGAUAUCACUGUCAUGCGUUAAAAGAGCACUCCACCGAUUUAUCAUCGCACUCUAUGACACUGUCAGACUCACGAUGGACAGUUUUUAAAAAAGGAUCAAAAUCGAUGCAGCAGAACCAGAGAUAUCUUCUUCUUUAUUCCACACAUUCUUCUUCCUUGUCAAAACCUGGCGCCUACAUUACCCACAAUGCAACUCAACAGCUGGGUGGGAGAUGUUAUGCUAGUAGCGGCUAAUGCAGCCUGCAGCAGAGAGGAGCAGCUGCAGAGGUCUGCUGAGCUCACUGCUUUCUGACGCCACACCAACACUUUAGUUUCAUCUUCAAACUUGUAGUCUUCAGCCCCGACCGACGCCGACUCGAGUGACAUCACUUGAGGACAUUUAGCAGACUUCGCACAGCUCCCUCUGGAGACACUAAAGGCUUUAUACUACUUAUUUCACAUAUGCAGUAGUACUCCCCAACACCUGUAAACACACUUUUAUGUGUGUUCCCCUUUAAGUGUGGAGCUAGAGCCGGGAGACGAUUAUCCUAGCUUAGCAUAAAAACUGGAAGCAGGGUAAAACAGCUAGCCUGGCUCUUUUCCAAAGUUAAAAAAAUUCUCCUACCAACACAUAUAAAGCUCAGUAACUAACACAUUUGUUUAAUCUGUAUACAAACGGAAAUGUAAAAACCAAAAGUUGUGGUUUUACGAGGGUGUGCUAGAACUAUUUCUUGGCGCACAACAGCGAACAACAAGUUGUUGUUUUUACAUUUCAGUUUGUGUACAAAUUAGACAAAUAUGAAAUAGGUUAAUCAGUGAGCUUUGGAGGUGUUGGUAGAUGUAUUUUAAACUUUGGACAGAGCCAGGCUAGCUGUUUCACCUUGUUUCCAGUCUUUAUGCUAAGCUAAGCUAAUCGCCAGUUGGCUCUAUUGUCAUACUUAACACACAGACACGAGAGUGGUAUCAAUCUACUCAUCUAACUCUCAGCAACAAAAAAAAUAAAUAAAUUAAAAGCUUAUUUACCAAAAUAUCAAAAUGUUCCUUUGAUGUGGCUCUCCUGAAGUGUGAAAACUGAAAGCAUGCAUUUAGCAAAAAAUUAAAGCGCAAAAACUGCCUAAUUGUUUCUGAAGAAUCCAGAAAGCUGCCACACAACAGCUGCAGGGAGUUUGUUGCACCAGUAGAAGCAGAAAGAGUCUCUGUAAAAAAAAGGUUUUUUAAACAAAAUUAUACAUGACAGAAAGUCCUGCUGUAUGAUAGCAAUUUCCCUCACAACAUCAAUGACGGCUGCCAGAGAAUAAUGAAUACACUGGCUUGGUGACUUGUUUGGCAGCCAUGUUUAAUGUAAAAGCCCAUUACGGUGUGGACGUAUUGCAGCCAUCCCGCUCCACUGCAGCUCUGUGAUGAAUAGCCUCUUUGUGUACAGUAUCGAUCAGCUCAGUGUGAAACUCAUCCGGUGGCUCUGUCAAUCCAAUAGAAGUUGCAUUUCAUCCAGGUUAGCUUCUGCUGUACAACGCUUCUGCGCACAUCAGCGAUGCACUGUAACCGCUCUGCUCUGGAGGAUGAACUCCAACCCACUCGGAGCGCAAAAAAAAAAAAAAAAAAGCACUGCUGCUGUUGUGAAAACUGAAAAAUAUCAAUAAAAAGGUCUAUGGCAUCACGAGGUUA
Messenger RNA from Siniperca chuatsi (mandarin fish), 5091 nucleotides. RefSeq names its product 5-hydroxytryptamine receptor 1B-like. The transcript has a single exon. The record is from RefSeq and is a predicted model, not a curated record. Bases 474 to 1622 code for a protein of 382 amino acids. Gene Ontology annotation, cellular component: plasma membrane. Gene Ontology annotation, molecular function: G protein-coupled serotonin receptor activity. Gene Ontology annotation, biological process: regulation of behavior; adenylate cyclase-activating adrenergic receptor signaling pathway; chemical synaptic transmission. NCBI's taxonomy places the organism in Eukaryota, Metazoa, Chordata, Actinopteri, Centrarchiformes, Sinipercidae.